This is a messenger RNA of Oryctolagus cuniculus (rabbit), 5146 nucleotides long. The record is from RefSeq and is a predicted model, not a curated record. Lineage: Eukaryota; Metazoa; Chordata; Mammalia; Lagomorpha; Leporidae.
AAGAAAAGAAAAUAACUAUGAGCCAUUUUGGUACUUUAUACCCUCUUUCAAGUCAGGGGGCACUGUUCAGGACUGUCAUCUAUCUUAUAAGGGGCCCCAAAAUGUUACAUAGUAUGGAUUAAGGAAGAGUAUAUAUGGAGAAAGAGGAAAGCUUGCAAGAGCUUUCUGAUCAGACAGAGAAAUGAACAACACCCUCAUCUUGCAUCACCCCAUGACUUUUAAUUCUAGAGAAUAAAUUGGCACAACUCAAACAAUCUAAGUGGUUUUGUGAACUUGACAAAAUAUGGAGAAGUUUUUCCACUUUAGCUUAGUGGAAAACUACCUUGCCUUAUUUUUCUGACUUAACCUUGGGUCAGACUGGCCGUGACAUGAUGCUCAGACUGGCAUUUGGGUGGGCAUAGGAGAUCAAGUCCGAAUGCCCCUGCACUGUCUGGGUGGAAGCUUUUGAAGGGUCUGUCCUUGCUUACCUGGCCCACCUGGCCUCUCACUGCUCUGUAGUGGUUGGUUGCUUCCUCAUCUUUUCUUUCACCUCCACAUCUACUCCUUCCCAUCACCUCCUUUUUCUUUAAGAUCGUGUUAAAGCACGUCUUCAGGGAAGCCUCUCUGAACAGGACAGAAUAAUUAAUCUAGUUACCGCUGUCAUGAUACCAUCUGUUCUCCUGACAGUUUUUACCCUUUUGCAUUGUCAUGCUCUCCUUAUCAGAAUCUCAGUUCCCUGAGGAUGGGAAUCAUAUAUUUAAUGCAUUUUAACUUAUUUAUUCAUUUAGUGUCAUCUAUACAGUGUUAUUAUGUUUAGGGACUAUGAAGAUGCUGAGCAUACAAAUGCCUGUCAUCUAUAGUUUCAUACUUUAGUUUUAGAGAAUUACUCCAAAGUCAUCAUGAUUGAAGAUAAUAAAGAGAACAAAGACCAUUCUUUGGAAAGAGGAAGAGCAACUCUCAUUUUUUCCUUAAAGAAUGAAGUUGGAGGACUUAUAAAAGCACUGAAAAUCUUCCAGGAGAAACAUGUGAACCUGUUACAUAUUGAGUCCCGAAAAUCUAAGAGAAGAAACUCAGAAUUUGAGAUUUUUGUUGACUGUGAUACCAACAGAGAACAAUUGAAUGAUAUUUUUCAUCUUCUGAAGUCUCAUACCAAUGUUCUUUCUGUGACUCCACCAGAUAAUUUUACUAUGAAGGAAGAAGGCAUGGAGAGUGUUCCUUGGUUUCCAAAGAAGAUUUCAGACCUGGACCAUUGUGCUAACCGAGUUCUGAUGUAUGGAUCUGAGCUAGAUGCAGACCACCCUGGCUUCAAAGACAAUGUCUACCGUAAAAGACGAAAGUACUUUGCAGACUUGGCUAUGAGCUAUAAAUAUGGAGACCCCAUUCCUAAGGUUGAAUUCACGGAAGAGGAGAUUAAGACCUGGGGAACCGUAUUCCGGGAGCUCAACAAACUCUAUCCGACCCAUGCUUGCAGAGAGUAUCUCAAAAAUUUACCUCUGCUUUCCAAGUAUUGUGGAUAUCGGGAAGACAAUAUCCCACAGCUGGAAGAUAUUUCAAACUUUUUAAAAGAGCGCACAGGUUUUUCCAUUCGUCCUGUGGCUGGUUACUUAUCACCAAGAGAUUUCUUAUCAGGUUUAGCCUUUCGAGUUUUUCACUGCACUCAAUAUGUGAGACACAGUUCAGACCCCUUCUAUACCCCAGAGCCGGAUACCUGCCAUGAACUCUUAGGUCACGUUCCCCUUUUGGCUGAGCCAAGUUUUGCUCAGUUCUCCCAAGAAAUUGGCCUGGCUUCCCUUGGAGCUUCAGAGGAGGCUGUUCAAAAACUGGCAACGUGCUACUUUUUCACUGUGGAGUUUGGUCUAUGUAAACAAGAUGGACAGUUACGAGUCUUCGGCGCUGGCUUACUUUCUUCUAUCAGUGAACUCAAACAUGUGCUUUCUGGACAUGCCAAAGUAAAGCCUUUUGAUCCCAAGAUUACCUGCAAACAAGAAUGCCUCAUCACAACUUUUCAGGAUGUCUACUUUGUAUCUGAAAGCUUUGAAGAUGCAAAGGAGAAGAUGAGAGAAUUUACCAAAACAAUUAAGCGUCCCUUUGGAGUGAAAUAUAAUCCCUACACACGAAGCAUUCAGAUCCUGAAAGACGCCAAAAGCAUAACGAAUGCCAUGAACGAGCUGCGGCAUGAUCUUGACGUUGUCAGCGACGCCCUUGGGAAGGUCAGCAGGCAGCUGAGUGUCUGACGGCUGCCAGUCCUAACUCAGACACCGUCUGAGCAUCGAUUCAGAGGCCUUGGUGGGCCAGCCCUGCUUUUCUUGGAGACCUGAUCAUGGAAGGAUAGCCGCUUCUGGCUAAAUGAUACUCUCUAAUCCCAUUUCUUAAUGAAUCACUAGGCUAAAACUGCACCUGGAUACUUUAUCUGCUAAUCAUUUUGUUUUUGGUAAUGGUUUAGUGAAAUACAAUUCACAUACCAUACAAUUUACUCACCACCCAUUUUUAGUAGUAAAUUGUUUGACCCAAUGGAUGGAACUAGUCUGGGCCUAUUUGCUCCAAUUCUUCCUGAAUAAGAUGGCUUUUAUGAUUAUUUAGAUCUCUAUGAGUAUUAUAGAGCUCUGACUCAUGUUGUUACCUGAGAUCCCCUUAUUUAUAAAGUAUUUGCUACUUAUUACCGAAUUUGUGCCAAGCUCAGUGACAUUCACACACCCAACUUGAUAGAUCAGUUGUUUUAUACUGCUAGCAUGAGCAAAAUUAUAGAGGUCUUUAUACACAGGGCAUACCUAGUAAAGAGUUGGUAGUCUAGUUUCAAGUGUAGUAUUUUACAGGAAAAUAAGAGUAGCUAUCUGGAAAGGUUGAUUGGGGCAUAAGCCUUCAGGCUAAUAAUUUUAGGGGGCCCCUUUCCAAAUGACUAUUCUUCUUGAAACUCACUUUCCUUUCUAUGACAUCAUAUAAUGCUGGCUUUGUCCUAGAUUAUCUGUCUUCCUCCUGAGUACAAGAGGAAAUUGGUAUGGGUGCCACCUGGAAAGCCUUGUACUCACACAUGCAGUCCCAGAUGUUGUAAUGGGAUUAUCCUCUGGCUAGCAGGAGGUAAUGUGGUCAAAGGGAGGGUUCAAACUGAGAUAAGAGAAGCACAAAGUGAAGGUUGGAAAAGCAGUGCCAAGCACUUUAUCUCCAGGGUAAGCAGUGAGGGCAGAGGAUGGGGACAAGGGGAGGAAAUGGAUCUGGAAAGUCAGGAAAAGCAGUUUAGGAUUGAGAUUGUAAAUAAUGCAAAGGGUUACAAGGACUGGUUUUUAUGUGGUGUCAGCUGAAACAUAGGGAGUAAGCAAUAUAGUGUUUUUUCUCUCUUUUUAAGAUGGGGGUAGCAUUUUUCUAAAAGAAAUAUUUAUUUAUUUAUUUAUUUUGAAAGUCAGAGUUACAGAGAAAGAGGGAGAGACAGAGAGAGAUCUUCCAUUCACUGGUUCAUUCCCCAUAUGGCUGUAAUGGCCAGGGCUGAGCCAGACUGAAGCCAGGAGCCAGGAGCUUCAUCCGGAUCUCCUACAUGGGUGGCAGGCAGAGGCCCAAACCUGCCUGGGCCAUCUUCCGCUGCUUUUCCCAGGCCAUUGGCAGGGAGAUGGAUCAGAAUGGAGCAACCGGGACAUGAACCGGCAUCCAUAUUGGAUGCCAGCACUGCAGGUGGCAGCUUUACCCACUACACCACAAUGCUUGCCUCAGCAAUGUAGUUCUAUAUGAGUGAAGCAGAACUCCCCAAUACAUGCUUGUGUCUUCUUAAUUUGCUCCUUCUGCCCCUUGCCCCAUCCAUUAAAGGAAGAAGAUCUUCUAUCUUCAGCCCUCUUCUCUCUCUGCCGUUCAUGGGCAAUGUCAGCCACAUCCAUGAUUUCAAUUCCUAUUUUGGAUGACUCCUAUAUAUGUAGUUCUCACCCUGGCAUCUUUCUAGAAUGUUUGCUUCUUAAUUCCCACUGCCUGCUGGAUAUGUCCAUCUUGAUUUACCAUAAAUGAGACCAGUGUUGUACAGUUUUAUCUGACACCACUCACCAUGAAAUAAAGUUGUGCAACAUACCAGACCUGCCAAGCAUCUCAAAUCUGACAGUUCUGAAAAGAACUUAGGAGCACCUGAGUGUUACACCCCUGCAGCUUCUUUGUGUUAAUGAUAUAACAAGGGUCAUGUUCUCAGUCAGUUUUCUAUGGCUAACCAGCUACUUAAAAACUGUGCCCCCCCCCAUUAAUUGUCAAAUUGUAUACCACUUAACUUGUUUUGUUUUCAUAGACUACCAGACCUUUUAAACCUUUUUAGACCUGAAAAGAAAUUAUAACAAACUUUAAAAAAAUGUGUUUCAUUUUAUGUUAUACAAGGAAAUAGAAUUUAGAAGUGUAACUCAUGCUAUUUCAGAUCUUUACUUAUAAAUUUUAACAGUUAAUUAACUCUUAAGUAUACAUAUGCCAGUAAAUGGAUCUGCUAGUUAAUCUGAAAUCAUUUGAAAUAUUGGUUAACUAGUUUAUAAUUAGUCUAUGUGCUUGCAAGGAAAUCUUAUAAUAUGUAGCAAAUAACAGCAAAUAAGGCCUGUUUUCAUAUAACUUUGAUCAUAGUGAAGAAUCAGUUAUUAAUUUUUAAAGUAAUGUAUUGAGAAUUACUAUAUGACUAAAGCACACCAAAAUAAAGGUUAAAGAUACAUUUCUGUAGUCCAUAAUGUCAGAACAAUGAAAAUAUUUAAUAAUGAAUUUCAAUACUUUCUUCUAACCUUUGUGAUAUUUGGUAAGUCAGAAAUCUUCUAAUUCUUAUGUAUUUUAAGUAUGUCUUCAAAGCAUCUAGGAGCUUGUUAAUAUUUAUCCAAACCUGAGAAAAUUGAACUAAAAUGUGGUUCAUAAUUUUUUAUCAGUAUAUCAUUACUCACAGGCAUUCUAACUUUGAAGAAAGUUCAAAACCUAGUUGUCAGAAUGCCUACAUUUCAUCAUUUGGAGUUAUACAUGUAGUAAUCACACAGCAACAUAUACAGAAUUAUUGUUAAAUUUUUAAGUUGGAUUUCAAAUUGAAAAAAACUAGAAUUUAAAAAAAACAUAUAAUAGAACCCAUACUUCAAUUUCUAAAUAUAAAGAUACUGUGAUCUAUUUUAGUCUGCUUUGUUUUACUAUGUAAUGUACAUUUAUGAUUUGCAAGUGUGUUAUUCAACUGAGUAAUAAAUGA